AUGGAUGAAUUGUUUGAAGAAAAUGUGGAAGAAUCCCUUCUCACCAUUCUUACUUCAACAAAGUUCCACCUGAAGAAGCACGUACCGCAAUCUUCGACUAGUAUAUGGACAACUGAAAAAGAUGAGGAUGAAGUUUGCGUAGUGCAAAAUAUUGGUGAUGCAGAUGCAGCCAAAAGUAGCCCACCGUUUGAGCCUAUCCCACAGAAGCUGGUCCCAGUAAGGUGA
Sphenostylis stenocarpa is the source of this 225-nucleotide messenger RNA. NCBI's taxonomy places the organism in Eukaryota, Viridiplantae, Streptophyta, Magnoliopsida, Fabales, Fabaceae. The record is from the annotation of a GenBank genome assembly.